This is a messenger RNA of Pseudogymnoascus verrucosus, 3332 nucleotides long. RefSeq lists its product as uncharacterized. Gene Ontology annotation, cellular component: kinesin complex. Gene Ontology annotation, molecular function: protein binding. NCBI's taxonomy places the organism in Eukaryota, Fungi, Ascomycota, Leotiomycetes, Thelebolales, Thelebolaceae. Bases 459 to 3332 code for a protein of 957 amino acids. The record is from RefSeq and is a predicted model, not a curated record. The transcript has 5 exons.
UCGUUAGUCCCAGGUAUGUUCAGUUCUUACCGCAGAUCUUGGGAAUGUCUGGAAUUCUUACAUUAUGCUCCUUCGCGCGACUUAUGGAAAGUUGUGCUUCCUGGUUACGAUGGUUGGGCAGUGUCGCGAUUUAGCCAGCCACACAAAACGAGCGGCGUAUCGCCAGCCUUACUUUGGACCAGCAUUGCAACUUUCAGACCACUUAUAGUAAGGAUAGUGGCAACGCACCCAUGCAGCUAGUGGCACUCCUGUUGCCCCCAAUAAAGGGCUUGUACGGAAACUGUUUAAAGACAGCCUGCAACCUGGCUUGCCACAACGAGUUUUUCAAGCUAACUCUAUCGCAAACGCUCUUGGUACUCGGCCACACCAUACGAACCCACGAACCCACAAUCUGAUCUGGUAGCCACGUCCGGUAUAUUGCAGCCUAGAUACACCCACCGAAAUCGCUAUCGAUUGCAAUGUCCGGCGCUGAGGCUGCGUUCGUUGUUGGCCUCAUUUCAGGCCUGAUCUCGAUCAUCGAGGCAACUAAAACGAUAUAUGAUGCCGCUAAAGACGCGAAGGGUCAGCCCGAGGCAUUUCGCCUGGUGCAUGCACGACUAGUCCUAGUGAUCGCAAUCCUGGACAGAGCUAGAGAGAGGGCACAGAUGGUCGACGAGACGACGCAGGAGACAUUGGAACCCAUUCUGGAAUCAUGCAAGGCGAAGGCUGAGAACCUCAACAAAAUAUUCAAGAAGGUUAUUCGGAAGGAUGACGACAAGUGGUACGAUCGAUACAAGAAAGCCCUCGGUACGCUAAGGAAAGAGUAUAAAGUGGAGUGUUUAAUGGAAGAGAUAUUGAAGGACAUCCAAGUGCUUGUAUGCGAGAGGCUGAUGGGAACCGCUACUGAUGCCCAAGUAAAGGAGAUACAAGAGGCUAUUAAGGAAAUGAACGAAAUGCCUUCUUCUCUCCAGGACGAGGCUGGGAGUGUCACCCAAAACCAUCAAGGCACUGGUAACAAUAAUGCUAACACUGGUAGAGGAGCCCAGCAUAAUGGAAUUGGGGAUCUCUAUCACAAUGAGAUCAAGGGUGACGCGCAUUUUGGCAGCAACCCCACUUUCAAUAAUUAUGCCGCUCCUAGUGAGUUGCAAAGGGUCCAACCUAACAAGCUAGCGGGUGCUAACGACGGCCCCACCAUAGAGCGACCAGAGACCCCACCGAACCCGUCGGUCGUCAUACCCUUCAGUCGCGACACAGAUUUUGUCGAGCGAGGGACAAUACUUGAUCAGAUCUACCAGAAAUGCGAUGUAUUGGGGUCUCGGACCGCACUCGUUGGCCUGGGCGGCGUCGGCAAGUCGCAACUCGCCAUCGAAUAUGCCUACCGAACCCGAGACCGAUCGCUUGAAACGUGGGUUUUCUGGGUCCAUGCAAGCAACACGGCUCGGUUUGAGCAGAGCUUUCGGGAUAUUGCAAACUGCGUCAAGAUCUCCGGCCGGCAAGAUCCAAAGGCCAAUAUAUUCCAACUUGUGCACGACUGGCUGCACAACGAUAGGAAAGGGCCGUGGGUCAUUAUACUUGAUAAUGUGGAUGAUGCUAGCUACCUCGUUGAGCGUCGAAGCACCGGUCAGGAUGUGCAAAAUAACGGCAUAGGCAGUGGGAACUUACGACCGCUCGUGGAAUAUCUUCCGCAGUGCCCAAAUGGAUCGAUUCUUAUAACAACAAGAAGCAAAACUGCAGCGCUAAAGCUAGUUAAACCGCGGAACAUAAUCGCAAUCGAACCAAUGAGCCAGAUAGAUGCGCUAGCACUCUUUAGGAAUAAGCUUGGCGGGAAUGAUGGUGGACAUGACGCUAGCCAGCUUGUUGCAGAGCUCGAGUUUAUGCCGCUUGCUAUUGUUCAAGCAGCUGCAUACAUCUCCGAAUUAGCGCCCCGAUGUUCUAUACGACAGUACCUUCAAAUGUUUCAAAAGAGCGACAGCAAAAGAUCGAGUCUCUUAGAGUACGAAGCCGAAGAGCUACAGCGAGACUCAGAGGCCAAAAACUCCAUCAUCAUUACAUGGCAAAUAUCGUUCGAUCAUAUCUGUGAGAUUAGGCCGUCAGCCACUGAUUUGUUGUCUCUUAUGUGUUUUUUUGACCGACAAGGAAUUCCUGAGGCUCUACUUCGAAGUCAAAGCGUGCAGAGCAACUCGGUGCAAGACCAGAACGAGAGCGACGGUGAUAAACAUGUUAAUAGCGAUACUAAUUAUGACGAUGACGGUAACGAUGAAGAUGACGAUGAAGAUAACCUAACACAGUCUAGUGUGAGUGAUGGGUUUGAAAGCGAUGUCGCAGUAUUACGAAACUACUCGUUCGUCUCUGUCAAUGCAGACGGCAUAACCUUCGAAAUGCACAGGCUGGUGCAGUUAGCCACGCGAAAAUGGCUUGAAGCCCAUGGGCAGCAAAAGAGGUGGGAACAGCAGUUUAUCAGGAAUCUUAACGCGGAGCUUCCGACUGGAGAGUACGAGAAUUGGGUGAGGUGUCAGACGUAUUCCCCGCACGUGCAAAUAGCGGCAGCACAGAAGCCAAAGGAACAAGCCUCUUUAAGAGACUGGGCUUCGAUACUAUUCAAGGCAGCAUGGUAUGCGUGCAGAAUGGAGAAAGGAAUAGAGGCAGAGAAGAUGUCUAUUGAGGCAAUGAAAGUUCGACAGAGGAUUCUGAAUCGAGAGCACAAUGAUACGCUAGAAAGUAUGGCAAUGGUAGGCUUAGCGUAUAAGAUUAGGGGCCGAUGGGAUGCUGCGGAAGAGCUAGAGGUGCAAGUGAUGGAGAUGAUGAAGGAGAAACUCGGCGAGGAUCAUCCACACACGCUACAGAGCAUGGGCAACCUAGCAUUGACGUACGGGAAUCAAGGGAAGUGGGACGCUGCGGAAGAGCUAGAGGUGCAGGUGAUGGAGAUGAUGAAGGAGAAACUUGGCGAGGAUCAUCCAGACACGCUGACUAGCAUGUGCAACCUAGCAUUGACGUACGGGAAGCAAGGGAAGUUGGACGCUGCAGAAGAGCUAGGGGUGCAAGUGAUGGAGAUGAUGAAGGAGAAACUCGGCGAGGAUCAUCCACACACGCUAUGGAGCAUAGGCAACCUAGCAUUGACGUACGGGAAGCAAGGGAAGUUGGACGCUGCAGAAGAGCUAGGGGUGCAAGUGAUGGAGAUGAUGAAGGAGAAACUCGGCGAGGAUCAUCCAGACACGCUAUGGAGCAUAGGCAACCUAGCAUUGACGUACGGGAAUCAAGGGAAGUGGGACGCUGCGGAAGAGCUAGAGUUCUAUCAACAAUUCAACGUCAAUGCCUUUGACAAAUGCAGAGUCGAGCGCCUUAUCACUAAUUGA